AUGUUCUUGUGGAAAGCCGUGCGCCAACCCACAUCACUCUGUCGCCCAAUAUCUCGAAAGCACCGUCCCAAAUACAAUGUCUACGCGUCAAUCGUGCAUCGCGCCCGUCUAAUAUCCACAUCAUCUCCUGGAGCUGCCGUCAAUCCCACAGUCGAGCUCGUUCAACAGUUUCGCGAUCGUGUUUGGCAUGCUAUCACCAGCCCCGAUGACCUUUCCAGGGUCCACGAGGCUUACACUGCUCUCAGAGGAGCCAUAUUCACCUCUGAAGAUGCUCAAACGGAGGCGAAGGAUCAAAAAAUACUUAGCAAAGCUGAUUUUAGCGAUGCUCUGGACGUCCUGGCCUCUUCUGGGGAGCAAGACGAUCUCACUCUUGCUCAACAAAUCUUGGGAGAUGUACUAGCUUUGUUUGGAGAAUCUGUCGUACCAGAACUCGAACUUGCGACCAUCAAGAACCUAAUUCGUCGUGGCAAUGUUCAAGCUGUUUUCAAUUGGAUCGAAAGCAUGGAACACCCCGACCUCAGCCAUUGGCAUCUCUUUUUCGAUUUUUGCUCAAAGCAGGGGAAAAUUGAUGCCAUGUGGGUAGCGAUCAAGCGUAUGUCUCACUCGGAGUCUCCCCCGACCAACGAAACUUUCAAAUUUAUACUGCGCGCACUCUUCCAAUCAUCAUCUGUUCCUAGCCUUGCGAAGGUUCUUCACGUUGUAGAUCACCUUCAGCAAGCGCGUCUUCCUUUCGACGCCUCCCUCCUCUCGCUGAUGGUUGAAGGCUUCACCAGCCGAGGUCUUUUUGUCCAAGCGAACAGACUGGAAGUAGUAUAUCAGUCGAGGAUAGGUCAGCGGAAGCAUACUGCGCCUGCGACAGAGCGAGGCCGCAACUAUCGACUUGCGAAAUGCUACCGAACUGAAGGAAAGCAAUUCGCGACCCACUUGUUCAAUUCUUUCCGACAACGUGGUUUCAAACCUCAUCAUGACACUUUACUUGCGAUCAUCAGCGCCUCAUUUGCUCUUGAGGAUCUUCCAUAUUGGGAGGAGACAUUGGGUGUCGAAGCAAACCACGACGUUUGGACUGGUUUGAUCAAAAAUUCACUAGCGUCAAAGCGUCCUCAUUGGAGGACGCUGAAGAUAUAUGCGCAGGCCAAGGAAGUAGGAAUUCGACCCGAUGUCACGUUGGCCGGACCUCUCAUACGUGCUCUCUGCGCAACAUACGUACGCCCCCCUACUGCUGAAGCUAUCGACCAGGCACUUGAGUUGUACCGAGACAUCAACAUUCCUUCGUCCCAGGCUUCCGGUGAAGCCGGGGGCACAGCAGAAGCUGCGGCGCAGUGGCUCACCAUUCAUCACAUCCUUAUUCGCGCUUUGAUUGCAUCUCCAGCUAAAGAGAAGCAUUUCAAGAUCGCUGUCGAAUUAUUGAAGGACAUGUGCAGGCGCAAAGAACCCAUGGAUAGCACGACCGCGACAUCGCUCACCACCCUCCUUAUGCGCGCAGCAUCUGAUUUCAACGAAGCUUUCGUUUUCUACACCUUUAUGCGAGACUACGAAGAAGCUCCCCUUGACGCUCAUGGAUACGCUACCAUCUUGCACACCUUCAGCGACCUACAGUUCGACAAUAAAACUAUCCCACCAUGGGACAAAUAUUUCCAGAUUCUGAGGGAUAUGCGUACCGCAGGUCAUUCAUAUACCCCUCACGUUUACACGAGCGUUUUGCGUCAAAUGGCUAGGAUCGCAACGGGACUCUCUCCGGACGACCCGGGCGAUUUCGAUGCGUAUCGAAAGCUCAUCCUCUCUAUUAGACAACUGCAUCACUUCCUCACACUCGACGCCUCUCUGACUCCGGACACGGCAUUGUGGAAUCAGUUGAUGGACACAUACCAAAGAUCAUUAUGCUACCAGGAUGCACAACGUAUCUGGGAUAUGCUCUACCUUUCCCGCGCAAUCGAUCAAACCAGCAUCAGCAUUAUCUUCGAUGCUUAUGGAUUCGCAGGUGCUUCGAAGGCCGCCUUUCGGUUAUUUGAAAAGCUUCACGAGGACGGCUACCGGUUAAACCUCCGGAACUGGCAUGCUUGGUUGGAGUGUCUGUGUCGUUCAGGCCAGUUCGGGGAAGCUGUAAGGCAAUUGUGCGUUGAGAUGGGGAAAGGAGUAGAUGACGUGGCGCCUGACGAGGACAGCGUUCGCAUAAUUCUCAAGUUUGCUCGCCAUUAUUCUGCGCGGGUUGUUGCAGACGUCCGUUCACGCAUUCAGGCACACCUUCCAGGACUGUGGAAAACACUUCCAGACCAUCUACGUCACUGA
Molecule: messenger RNA, 2286 nt
Organism: Heterobasidion irregulare TC 32-1
Lineage: Eukaryota; Fungi; Basidiomycota; Agaricomycetes; Russulales; Bondarzewiaceae
Exons: 1
Coding region: 1-2286 (761 amino acids)
Molecular function (GO): protein binding
Source: RefSeq, a predicted model, not a curated record